AGAGCUCUAAUGCUGCUAGAUAGCGCUAGAUGUCCUGCAUAAAAUAUUUUGUGUCCGGCUCUCUACCACCUUCCUGGCAGACCGUUAUCAGUCCUGUAUAUCUUGAUCCGUGGCCGAAAUAAAUAUUCUGUGAUAACACGCGAUAGUGAUAACCGAUGCGGCUUGGAUGUUCGACUCGAUUGCUGUCCAGUGUCUGCCGUUAAAAUUUUUGGUUUUUCAACAUCAUCAUCGAGUCCUGUUCGAAUAGAAGACGACGGGCCAACGUUCGCGGUCGGCGAGAAAGAUGAUAUAGAAGAGUCUUAUUCAAGUGUUAUCGAAUACCAAUCGGACGAAUCUGUACACUGACUGUACACAUAAAACGUUUGUACUCUCAUGCGAUAGUAUGUUCGUCAAAACGUCAACCGGAAACCUUGCGGACCGAGUGGCCGCAUUGUGUUUGGAAAAAUUCGACAGUUUAUCAACCAAGGGCAAACCUGUAGCCGGCCAAGAAUGGACGUUGUUGUCGGGUGUCGUUCAGUCAUCGGUCGAAGAUUCAAUAGAUCGCUUGAAAGUCGUCUCCAUAGCCUCCGGGACUAAAUGUAUUGGUAUGAAUAAACUGUGCGCCAACGGCACGGUGAUCAACGACAGUCAUGCCGAGGUUUUGGCGCGUAGAGCUUUGUUGAGGUACUUUUUACAAGAAAUCGAAUCGGCUCGCGAAAAACGGCCGUCGAUAUUCGUUUCAGCACCAGACGGUUCACGAGAGAGUCCUGUAGAGCCCUCUGAAAGUCUCUCGUAUUCUUCUAGUAAUCCUCGUCACCUUCUUGCCCUACGACCUGACAUAAUGUUCCAUUUUUUCUCUAGUCACACGCCGUGCGGUGACGCUUCGAUAUUUCCCAAAGACCCUAGUAAUGAUGAUGUCAAACAUAUGUCCGAUAAACGGUCGGCUUCUGAAAAUGUAAACGAAUCAGUUGGACCAGACGUGAAGAAACGCAAAUUUUCAGACGACGACGAUGACAUACACCGAACCGGAGCUAAAUGUCUAAAAGACGAGACCAAGCAAGAUCCACAUUUGCCGGGUACAGCCUACCACGUGGUUGGAGCAGUUCGAACAAAACCAGGCCGAGGGGACCGGACUUUAUCCGUCUCGUGUAGUGACAAGUUGUUCCGGUGGCACACAAUUGGCGUGCAAGGAGCUUUACUGUCGCUGUUGAUCGAGCCGGUGUAUUUGUCAUCGUUGAUCGUGGGCGGAGGUUGUCCGUUCUCUGAGCUCGCUUUGCGUCGAGCAGUAAUCGACCGAGUAAUAGAUAACGGACUUGAGCCGAAGUCUGACCGACCGGCGUUGCAGCUGAUGCGAUCUGUUUUAGAAUUCGAACAUGCCAAACACCGAUUGGCUGUGACCUGUAAACCUUGUCCGUCCAGCGUGGUGUGGUGGGAAGGUGACAGCAGUUGCCAUGAGGUGUUGGUGAACGGCCGCAAACAGGGUGCGACGAAGAAAACGAUGCACAAGCCAAGCAGCUCGUCGGCGCUGUGCAAAAAGUCGUUGCUCUUAGCGUUCAAACGUUUGCGGGACGUCGGCGACGACGAUCGGGCUACGUACGCGCAAAUCAAAUCCAAAGCUACGUGGUACCGGCGCCGAUGGACGGCGGUCAAGACUCGGUUGGGUUGUUGGACGGAAAAACCUGAGGGUUUGCUGGAGUUCAUAUGACACGUGCCAGGUCCAGCGGGAUGAGUGAGAGAGAGAGAGAGAGAGAGAGAGCGUGAACGUAAGGCACAACAAAAACGCCGUUUAUAAUAACAUUUAGUAAUAUUUUGAGCAUUGCAUUGAAAAACUACACAAAUAAUGAUACAAUUUUUCGUUUUUCCCGUAAACUCUAUGUACAAUAAUUAUGUAUAUAUUCUUGUCUCGCGUGUGUAUAUAUA
Molecule: messenger RNA, 1899 nt
Organism: Sipha flava (yellow sugarcane aphid)
Lineage: Eukaryota; Metazoa; Arthropoda; Insecta; Hemiptera; Aphididae
Gene: Adat1
Product: tRNA-specific adenosine deaminase 1
Exons: 5
Coding region: 383-1684 (433 amino acids)
Biological process (GO): RNA processing
Molecular function (GO): adenosine deaminase activity; RNA binding
Source: RefSeq, a predicted model, not a curated record